UCUUACCUACAAAAGACAACAUCAAGUCAUGCAUUUCAAAAUGUUUCUUUGCUCACUCACAUAUGUUGCUUCAUCCAACAAAAGACAGCAUUUUUCCAUCUUUUGAUAGUGUAACCCACCCAGAGAGAUUUCCCCACAGCAGUAUGUCAUCGGACCAGACUUCACUUCAGUGGAAGACGGGCCUGGGAACACAAUAAAGAUCAGUACCCUACACACCACAGAGAUCAGUGCCCUACACAUCACAGAGAUCAGUACCCUAAACACCACAGAGAUCAGUGCCCUACACACCACAGAGAUCAGAGAUCUGUACCCUACACACCACAGAGAUCAGUGCCCGACACAUCACAGAGAUCAGUGCCCUACACACCACAGAGAUCAGUACCCUACACACCACAGAGAUCACUACCCUACACACCACAGAGAUCACUACCCUAUACACCACAGAGAUCACUACCCUACACACCACAGAGAUCACUACCCCACACACCACAGCGAGCACUACCCCACACACCACAGAGAUCAGUACCCUACACAUCACAGAGAUCAGUACCCUACACACCACAGAGAUCAGUACCCUACACAUCACAGAGAUCAGUACCCUACACACCACAGAGAUCAGUGCCCUACACACCACAGAGAUCACUACCCCACACACCACAGAGAUCAGUACCCUACACACCACAAAGAUCAGUACCCUACACACCACAGAGAUCACUACCCUACACACCACAGAGAUCAGUACCCUACACACCACAGAGAUCAGUACCCUACACACCACAGAGAUCAGUACCCUACACACCACAGUAUAAGAAUUCAAGGACCUGAACUUUUUUACAAAUUUUUUACACAGCGUCCUACAGCAUAGGUCUACCUGCAACAUACCUCUACAACUUUCAGGUGUCAUCUGUCACUCAUAAUAAUUGAUGUGCAACUGUCUCACCCAGAGGUUUCACCCAAGUAGCCUACCAUUUGUUAAACCAUACCUUUUUUGUUAAACCAACAGGGUCUUACCUUUGAUCAAUAUCGUUCGACAGUUUACCAAAACGAAACCUGAGGUCACCACCACAAUGACAACAAUUCCCAUUGUUCAUUGCUCUCACGUUCACCUCCCUCUCUACUUUCAUCCCUCCUCAAUGUUCUAUGGGGGCUGUAGUUUUUUCUCCCAUGGAAGUAUCCUCCCAUUUUCCAUAGGUUUCGCGAGGUUUGCAUGGGCGGCAGUGUGCAUUUCUCUGCAGGAAGAAUUGAAUAUUUUUGGGAUGAAAUUCGUGUACAGCAGUAUUUGAAUUUUUGGAGGGAUGUCCAAGAAAAGGGGCAGAAAGCGGAGUAGCGGGGAGCUGAGUGAUUCCACAGUGAUGACCCCUGACCCCAACAGUCUCCUGGGAGUAAGAAUACAGCACAAUUGGAGGGAGAAGGGCAACCAGAGCAAAUGGAAAGGCACCGUCUUGGACCGUCUCAGUGUCAACCCCUCACUAUUUAUGGUCAAGUACGAUGGGUUUGACUGUGUCUACGGCAUCGAGCUAUUCAAGGACGAAAGGGUGUCUAAUCUACAGGUCCUGACAGAGAAAGUUGUCAACAACAAGAUCAAGGUUCCUCACGGGGCGGAGGAGUUGGUAGGCAAAGCGGUGGAACACCUAUUUGAGAAGGAGGAUGGAGAGAAGAAUGAGUGGCGAGGCAUGGUCCUCUCCAGGGCUCCCAUCAUGACUAACUGGUAUUACAUCACCUAUGAGAAGGACCCCGUGCUCUACAUGUACCAGUUGUGGGACGACUACGCAGAUGGAGAUCUCAGGAUCUUACCUGAAGCAGAAAAUAAGCACUUGCUUCCGGCCGACCGAAAGCCCGGCGAGGAGACUGAGAGCUUAGUGGGGAAGCAGGUUGAGUAUGUUACUGACAAAGGUGUGAAGCGAACAGGCCUGGUGAUCUAUCAAGUCCCUGCCAAGCCUUCCGUAUACUACAUCAAAUACGACGAUGACUUUCACAUCCAUGUCUAUGACCUGGUCAAGACCACCUAGGACACUUGAUUGCUCACUCCAUUGCUUACUUUUCACGUAUCCUCCUCACUCUCUCUCCAUCUCUCUUAAGGCCCUGGACGGUAUAACAGUUACGCUUUAUUAUUCAGGAAGUGCAAUCUUUUAUUCCACAUUUAAAACUAGUUCUAUGGUAUGCACAGCAGAACUGUAGCAAUGCUAUUGUAGGCCACUAGGAGGAGAGUGGGAACAUGUACACUUGGAAGGACCUAUUUAAACCUCACUUCUUCAGUUACUCCAUUUGGUUGUCGUGCUGCUCAGUAGAUCCACAUCUCGGACAGUCCAGGAGUGCACCUUGCCCUACAAUGACAGACUUACUGUAAAGUGCAAAUAACGACCGCAUUUGAAUUGUCUCCCACAUCCUGAUGCUCAAUUAUCUUUAUUCAAAGCUGAACUGAAUUAUAUAUUAUAAAACGAAUAGUUAAAUCUGGCCCCGAUAGCCAUUCAUAUGUGGUCCUUGAAUGACCAAACAGCAAGCAUGAUGUAUAGGGGAAUAUUUGUAGAGACUAGUUUGAGCUGUAGUGUUCAGUGAAGCCUUUGAAGGAGAAAUGCAAUAAGCUGUGAUGCCCCUGAACAUAUGAUUUGUUUGUUUUUAAAUACUGCCUUUAUUAAUAGGCAACUAUGUUUGAUUUAUGUGUCAGUCAGUUCAUAGACAAUCAUUCCUUGAUGAACCCACAGUGCUAUCAUUGGCUUCAUAGUACUGGGUUGCACUGGCCUAGGAGUACUGAUGGUUCAAUUACUAGUUUGAACAUCAUAAAAAUGAUUCAUAAUGCUGAAUCAAGACUUGUUAGAAACAAGGAAUACAGGUCUUCAUAAAGUUCGGGCAAUUUUUUCCUGACCAGACAAACCUGAUUAAUUUGUAGAGAUUGGGAAAAGGCCUUAACAAUACCUGACCAGGUUCAGAAUCCCAACAUCAUCAGACUAUGAUUAGCUCGAGUGGAAUAGAGGCAGUGCUUUACACUACAUUCUGAUCUUGAAUAGAAAACAAACAUAAAGUGCCUUCAGGCUGAUCAUGUCGCCAUACUGUAUAUAUUUGCUAACCGCUCACAAUGUUAUUCCAUUUACUGUUAAGGCCACUAUUUGGUCAGUAUUAGUCAAAGUAAAAAAUGCUUUAAUGAAAAAGUGUCAAAUGCUGCGUACCAGGUUUUUGCUAUUGUCUGUUUGUAUAAGAGGAUAUGUGCAAUGUUUGGCAGUUAAUGCAGUAUAAGACUAUUUCCUCCAAUCGAACAUCCAUGACCGUUGAUUAGUCUCAUUCAAAUGUUGAUAUUGUAGGGUGCACUUUAAAUUGCUCACAUAAAUAUGCUAAAGAUUUGGCACAUUGUCUUUUUCUGUCAAGAUACUUUUUUUGUGCAAAAACAAGUGGCAUAUUGCAGCAUCGGUAUAUCAUAAUGGUAAAAACGCAUGGAGAAAAGAAAAGGUAUAACACGCAUACAGUAUUUAAUCUAACUUUUGUGUAGUGUAUUGUAAAUGUAUGCUGUUGUGAUUACUCCUGUUAUAUUGUAAAUAUCCCAUUGAAAUACCAGCUUUAAAGUCCAUCUAGAAUUCUCACAUAGAGGAAUGCUGCAAAGACUGCAUUCAAAAAGCCUGCAGCCAGGCUGGCUUCACUUUUUAAUCUUAUUUUAAAGACUUGGGAGCUACAGUACAUAAUGUACAAACCUAAGUAAGUCCAAAACGCAAAUGUUUUGGCUAGAAGUAUUUAAAUUUAGUCUCCUGUCCUUAGUCUCACUCCAGGGCAUACAGUGCAUUCAUUUACACAGUGCAUUGGUCCAUGGUGUACAUAAGGUUAAUUCUAUCGAUUGUCAGAUUUGCAUGCAUCACUUGAAUGCAGCCUUGAGUGCAUUCAAGCAUAUUGGUUAUUUUGACAGUUGCAGAGGUAAAAAAAAAUCUUGUGGGAGUCUUUGCAGACCGAUUUUACUAAAAUGUUUAUGUAGAAAAUGUGACUGUAAAAAAAAACAUUGUCAGUGCUUCUUUGCUACUUGUAUCACCACCAGUUGUGCUGUGGUGUUUCUAUGUACAGUAAAAUGAAACUCCAAAAGAUUGUACACUCUUCUGUUAUCCUCCAUCUUUCAUUCCUCCCAGGUCUGGAAUUGUAGCAAUUACCAACCCAUUUGUGUAAUUAUUUUCAUCAUGAGUAAUAAAGUUAGUUUUUUUUGCA
Oncorhynchus nerka (sockeye salmon) is the source of this 4179-nucleotide messenger RNA. Its product is annotated as spindlin-Z-like. Gene Ontology annotation, biological process: gamete generation. NCBI's taxonomy places the organism in Eukaryota, Metazoa, Chordata, Actinopteri, Salmoniformes, Salmonidae. The transcript has 5 exons. The record is from RefSeq and is a predicted model, not a curated record. The coding region runs from base 1296 to 2009 and encodes 237 amino acids.